CGUGGCCGUGAGGAGCCACCGCCCGGGUCCGCCCGCCGCGCGUCCCGGCCAAUGGGAGCGGCGGUUGUUAGCGGGCCGGGAGGUGGCGGCGUUGCCACAGCAGCGGCGGGGCUGGAGCGGGCGGUUGGGCAGCGCCAUGGAGGGGCUAGAAGGUGAGGUUAUAGUGGAAACUGGAGAUCUGUUGCCCUGUAAGAUUUGUGGAAGGACUUUCUUUCCAGCGGCGCUGAAAAAACAUGGACCCAUUUGCCAAAAAACUUCUGCCAAGAAAAGGAAGACAUUUGAUUCCAGCCGACAGAGAGCAGAAGGAACUGACAUUCCCACAAUAAAACCUCUUAAGCCACCGCCAGAACCACCCAAAAAACCUUCCAAUUGGAGACGAAAGCAUGAGGAAUUUAUAGCAACUAUACGAGCAGCCAAAGGACUUAAUCUUAAAGACGGUGGAAAACUCCCUCCACCACCUCCACCAUCAUAUGACCCUGAUUACAUUCAGUGUCCAUAUUGUCAGAGGAGGUUUAAUGAAAAUGCAGCUGACAGACACAUCAAUUUCUGUAAGGAACAAGCAGCACGUAUUACUAAUAAGGGAAAAUUGGCAGCUGAUACCAAAGGGAAGCUUCCUACUCGAACACAGUGCAAACCUGCUGCAGUUAAGAAGAUGCCUUCUGUAGGAUCAGUGCCACCAUCAUCAUCACGCUUACCACAGCCAAGUGGUGUUAGCAAAACGGUUGUAGGUGCCUCUUCAAAUAAAGCACCAUCUUCAUCUGGAUCCAGUGGGAGCAAAAUUCAGACAUUAUCACCAGCUCACAAAAACUCAUUGGGACCAGGGAGCCCACAAGCAGGUAGUAAGAUGGACAAGUUAGGCCCACCACUGCGAACUGGAAGAGAUGUGCAAAGGUUUUAUGACACUGACACAAAAACAGGCAGUACCAUCAAAAGACCAAAUGAGUUGUUGCCUAUUAAGAAGGGCACAACAAAAACACGGACAUCAACCCCUCCUAGUGUGGCAAGAACCAUGAGCACAGGUGCUCUAACAAACAAAAGAAAAACUAGCAAUUCAGAUUCAAGGUCUGACGGUAAAAUGGGGUAUGACAGUGGAGACCACUCAGUCAAUGGAGGAAGUUCAAAAAGCAGUGAAGGAAAUUCAGCUGUACAUUUAUCCAAGUUCUGCCAUGAAUGUGGAACAAGGUAUCCAGUGGAAUGGGCGAAAUUUUGCUGUGAGUGUGGAAUUCGAAGAAUGGUUGUGUGAACAUAUUCUUAAAAGCAAAAAGAAAAAGAGAAAUCAGAGGCAUCUGCUAUGUACUGCUGCAUGGAAAGCUAGAGCACUCCGUCCAGUUAGACUUCAUGCUGCAAAUGUGUUGAAACAUCACAUUGUAAUUUUCUGAGUGCAAUCUUCUGGUUACACAGUUAUUUAUAAACAAAUAUAUAUACUGUAUAUAAAAAUAGCAAGUACCUAAAACUGUGCCAUUCAAGGAAAUACUCUUUAAUCCCUGUUAGAAAUAUAUAAAAUUAAGGUAAAAAUGUGAUAAGUAACUUAGGUAGCAGAAGUGGUUUAAUGUAAUUUUUCUUGUAAAUCCUACUAGGUAAAGGAUUAUUUAAAUGACCUAUGUAGGAUAAUACCCAUGUGUAACUAGCCAUGAAGAACUUGGGCUUCAAAAGUUUCUCUGUGAAAGCAUUUCCUUCAUAUGUGACAGUAACUUAAAUGCCGUGUUGUAAGUGAAAACAACAUGAGCAACUCCUUAUAAAUUCCUAGUUAAAAGUGCAAAAAGUCUGGAUUCUUUUAAACUCUUUAACAGUGAUAUCCCAAUUGGACUUUCUAGUAACAUCCUAGGGUUUUAUUUAAAGAAUUUAAGUGGAAAAACUACCUGAGAACUUUAUUCACAUGUAAGAUGAAACACAAUCUUUUUUUGUGGUUUUCCAUGUUCUGUUUUCCAAAGAGAAUGUUAAUAUUUGUAUGUAUUUGUAAGGACAAAUAUGGUAUCGUCUUUUUACUAAGUUCCUUUUGUUCAGAAAUACUUGUCUUCUUCCUCCUGUGUUCCACUAUGAUUAGCAUCUACAACUUCGGUGCUUUUUGUCUUCAAAGGUUUCCAAAGGUCCUGCUCCUCUUUUCUCCUCCCUCAUUUCCUGAAGGAGAGGCAAAGUCUCUGCUUAUCCUACCUAAAUAUUGAACUCUUCUUUUGAAAACAGCCUUCUUGAUGUAUCCAAUACAAAAAAAAAAAAAUAGAGUCCCAUUAAAAUGUAGGUUAUUAGGACAGUAGAACUUGAUGUACAUAGUGACUUUUUUUAUUCUUAUUCCUGUGCAAAUAGCACAGCUCAUAUGUGAGUGCAUAAUGGAGUAACUGUGCUCCACAGGUUUAUAUGUUAAUACCUUACAUGGGUUUUUUUGCAGUCUUGUCCAUUCUUGGGCUCUGAAGAGCAGUCUCUUAAAGUUAGUGACAGACUUUGUAUUAAUUUGUUGAGAAGAAGGGUCAGGCCCUGGAAGAAGUUGUUGUGUUUUUUUUUUCUAAAUUACACAGGAUAUUAAAACCAUUCACAAGCCAAAUCACUUGUAUCUGAAUGUAGUAAUUUGUUUUGUGAAGUUUUGCUUUGAAAUGCUGGCACCAUCUUAUGCUUGAAAGAGCAAUCUGAAAGAACUUAAUUGUGCCUUUCCCACAAUAAAUACACUCGUUUUGUCAGAAAUGGUUACUUUCAGGUCACAAACACCGUUAGUAUAAAUUUAUAUAAUUCCUUUCUAGCUUAUACAAAAAAUAACGUAGUGUUUCAUUAUAGCAGUAUGAUCAUUGUUUGCAUUUUCAAAACCUGUGAUCACCAUCAAUGGGGGCCAAUUUUGAAGAAAGUGUGAUUGAAGAAAAGCAUCUCCAAAGCAGGUACCGGUCUUGGAGGGUGGAGAGAUUUAAGAGACUUGAUGUGGUCAUGUUGCAGGCCAUAAGCUAUUGAUGUUUUAGAAUUAGUUCAAUGAUGUUGAAUUGUCUGACACUUUUUAUACAAAGAGAUUUUGAGAAAUUAUCCUUCAUUCAGGAUAGUCUUGUUUUAUUAUGUUUUGUGUAAGGUGGCUACUGAGCAUGGUAGGAUGGAUGACUGGUAACAAUAGUUAGAACUGACAAAUCUUAGCCAAAUUAUCUUCUAGUAGUUUAGGUUCUAGGAUCCAUAUUUUGGCACAUUCAUAUCUGUACUUGGAAAAGCUGGAAUCCUGUGUCCUUUGCAUAGAUAAGCCUGCUUUAGAAAAUUUGCCCUGGGCUUGGGUCAUGGAGGUCUGCAGACUGAAUUAUUGCAAGCUGCACGUUCAUCAGCAAAGAUCCAAGUCCAGAAUAGGUUUGAGUUAGUGAGGAAUCAAUUCCUUUGUCUGGCUCAAUGAAUUUCCAGUUCUUGUUUCUGCUGGAAAAAUGCAGCUUACCAUUUAGUGAAAAUGCUUUCUACAAAGAGAAGGUUUAGUAAGGAAAUAAAUACCUUCCAGGAUUUUGAGGAUUACCGUAACUGUAUAAAAAACAGUGACUGUUUCUUCUUUGAGUUGUAGGUGGCAGGUUUCCUAGUUUUAAAUUAAUCCACAUGCAGUUACCUUAGUUUCUGCUUUUUGAGCUGUUUGUGUAACUGUUUGCUUCCAAUGCAGCAUUUAGUAAAUUACUCGAGUCACACAUUUACUUAAUUUACAGUUCUUUGAUUUAUAGCAAGGACUAGACAAGGGAUUAACCUGAACUAAAGAGUUUUAAAAAGAUUUCCUGACCUUUCAAUUUGCCAUUACAAGAAGGUCUAGUGAAACAUAAAUGAUUGUUGAUAGUAACAUUGGGUAAUGUGUGUUUAAACCUACAAUAACUAUAACCAGACAAUGGAAAUAUAAUUGGCUGUGCAGUUUACCACUGUAUAGUGAGACUAUCAGAGGCCUAAUAUGUUUCCAUUUCAUCAACUGGUUUUGUUACUGAGUGACUUGAGUCUCUGGUGUUACAGACCAUAGACUGUAUUACACAGGUUGUGAGCACAGAUCGCUCUGAUUCCAUCUCAAUUGCAUGUUCGUUAGGAAAUAGUAGAGUUGUUUUAAUAAUGCUCCUGCAAAACUGAGUAUGGGAAACAAAUUUGCUAUAUUUAAAGAAAAAAUAAACUGUUACGGGAGAUUGACUUUGAAUCUUUAGGUACAUUACAUGUGUCACGAAGUUCCCAAAUUUAAUUUAUAACAACCUAGGUCCAAACCCCAUGAUGCUCCGGGCACCGAACCCCCCACAGUGCCUGCUCAGCCUCUUCCACAAGGUGGUAGGUAACUCCGAAAUGUAUUGUAAGACGUGACUCAGUCCUCAGGCGUCAUGGGAGUUCUCUAUUGUCUAAGACUAGGUCUUAAUUCACCAUUGCAACUGAGAGGUAGCGCCUGAAGCACCAUGCCCUAGGCCUCCCCCCUGUAUCCUGUAUAUGGAUACAUACACUGACAGUAUUCCAAAAUGUCUCAAGAAUCAAAAUAUUUAUAAUUGUGAAGAUAAAACUGCUAGAUGAUCUGUGCACCACUGAUGCACUUCAUUGAUGAGUCUGAAUUUACCCAGUGUCAAGCUCUGGAUGCCCUGUUAACAGAUGUUUAACUUAAAAGCCUAAAUUCCUUAGAGUUCAUGUGUAAAAUUAGGAUUAUAUGUAUACUCCACUUGGUAUCUGUCUUUCCAGUUCUCUGUGUGUGUGUAUAUAUAUAUAUGGGAUGUGUGCAUGAGCACACCUGUAUUUUCUGAGAACUCGUAAGUUAUACAAAUGUAAAAAGUUGUUUUGGUAGAGCAAAGCUGAUACAAAACAGAACUGGAUGCUGCUGAAGGAUUGUGAAAUCUCAGACAGCAGACUAAUGUAGUUACUGUCCAUUUAAAGUGAACUUUAUUGAUGUGAUUCUUUUAAUAAUUUGUAUACCAAUGUCUGACGCUAUAACAGACUUCUACUGUCUGCCACUACAUCUUCCUAACGUGCUUACUUAGGUUCUUCCAUUCAAUUGAAAAAGAAAAAAAAAAAAGUCAAAGGUAAAAUUCCACAUAAAGAAACAAGGAAAAGGCUGUUUUUGAGGUCUGGCCUGAGGAUAUUUGCAUUUCCAUUCUACUUUUGUGAAUAUCUGUUAUACAAGAGACAUCUCUGUGCCAGAAAGGAGCACAGGAUCAUUGGAACUCUACUGAUACAAGUGCAAUGGAGUUAUGAAAAAUACCAGUUUCACUGGUAGAAACAACAUAGUAUAAGGCUUAAUCUUUACAUGAUGUGUCAUACACAGGUUUGUAUUUAUGCAUGAUACCCUAGGUAGUUUCACAUCUGAAAUCUCUAAAUAUACAGCAACUUAGGUAUAAUGCUACAGGGAUAGUUAUACCCCCAGUAUUACACACCGCUCCAGGGGAGUGGGCGUGGAGAGGUGCUUUACCACCGUUUCAGCUUGUACCUAUGAGAUUAACAUUUAGGCAGAACUUUUCAAAUUUGCCAAAGACACUCCAGGAGCCACUGAGCUCCCGAGUGGGUGUGAGGGGCUCACCCCACAGGGCUGGGGCGGGGGAGGUGGCGUGGGGGGAGCUUCCCCUGGUGCUCCGGGCACCAAACCCCCCGCAAUGCCUGCUCAGCCUCCUCCACAAGGUGGUAACUCUGAAAUGUAUUGUAAGACAUGACUCAGUCCUCAGGCGUCAUGUGAGUUCUUUGUUGUCUGAGACUAGGUCUUAAUUCACCAUUGCAACUGAGAGGUAGCGCCUGAAGCGCCGUGUGCAAAGCAAAGGGUUUUGUGAUGCCUGGUUAUGCAAUCAGCGGAAGGAGGUACGGCUGUAGUAGUUUAAAUGUUAAUAAAUGAGGUCUGUAGCAGUGCACACUGGUGUAGGCCCUGUAAAUACUCUGAGUAUAAAAUGAAAUGGUAUUGUCUAUGUAUUGCAAAGUUCUCAAGAAGUCCUAGUUUCCAUCACCUAGACUUCGUAAAUGUGCAAAGAACAAACUUGUUACAAGGGUUUUUUUUUUGAUCUUGGAUGACAAAUGUGUGUUUUAUAAAAACACUUUUGGCAUUUUUAAUUCUUUUCAGUUUGACUAAGCUAUGAAUAAUUAUAUGGAUUGUAUGACACUAGAAUUUUCAUUUUUGGUGAAAGUGGUUUUGGUGACCGAUGAAAAUAGUUUUAUUGCCUUUCACAUAAAACUCACUCCAACUCGUGGUGGUUUUGUUGCUGAUGUUUUUGUUUUGUUUUUUUUUUCAACUUGCUAAGUAAGAUUUGAGUUACCUAAUUGUGGUGUUGGAAGAAAUUAUAGAAAAAAGAUUCUCUAGCUGUGUUCAGCAGUUACUUGGUAGAUAUUUUCUUCCCAAUAUUCACAAUAUAAGAGAUUACUCUUGCAUACUAGUUCAGUGGGUUGUUUUGUUUUGAUAUGUCAUUCUAGAAUAUACAUUUCUGGAGGAUCCUCCUUAGCCUCGUUCCAUUUCAUGUUGCCAGAAAAGAACUUAUUCAGAUUUCCUCUAAAUUAGUGUUUCUUCUUUACAAAAAUAAUCAAUAGGGAAAUAAUGUUUCUGCAAUGUGAACAUUAGCUUUUGAGUUAGCAAAUCAAAUAUUCAGUCUGAUAUAGCUGAAUAUUGGACUUAAGUUCCAAAUACUAGUGCAUGGUUUACCAUAGUUCUGUAUUUGGAUUUCUGGCAGAAGCAGGAAUGGAUUUGGGUCCGAUCUGUAAAGUACUGAGUGUUCUACGACUGUUACAAUACCUACUUUAUAUGAUUGCUCUAGGUCCUGGUUUCCAUCCUUCAUAUGAUAUACUUAGUGUGUAUCUUCAUAAGUUUAUUUAUUGAUGUUCCAUGUUUUUAAAUGAAGUGUUUAUUCAUGUGUUUGAGGUAAUUAAUUUUGUCAGCACUGUGUUUGUUAUGUUUGCCUUGCCCCUCAGAACAUUAAAUAUUUGUGUUUGUGACCAUCCAGUAUUUUUUUUGCAGAAUUCCUGGGUUUGUUUGCAUCUUAUUUGGUAUAAUAUGUUUAUUUUAAACUGUCAGUUCUGUUUUAAUAAAUGUAAAUCACUACCCAAUGCUAAUUUGCCACUUGUUAACAAUAAAGCAAAUAUGCCAAUAAAA
This is a messenger RNA of Columba livia (rock pigeon), 7012 nucleotides long. It is a transcript of the gene ZC2HC1A, whose product is annotated as zinc finger C2HC-type containing 1A. The record is from RefSeq and is a predicted model, not a curated record. Bases 137 to 1243 code for a protein of 368 amino acids. The transcript is spliced from 10 exons. Lineage: Eukaryota; Metazoa; Chordata; Aves; Columbiformes; Columbidae.